AUGUUUUAUGUUAAUUACCCCAGUGCAAUUCUUCAAAAGAAGCCCCCUCAGAAAAGGAAAGAUCCAGAUAGCUUCACUAUUCCCUACACCAUUGGAGGCACCUCUUUUGAUAAAGCCAUUUGUGAUCUUGAAGCUAGCAUCAAUUUGAUACCCUUUUCAGUAUUCAAAAAGUUAGGUCUCGAGGAAGUCAAGCCAACAACAACCUUGCAAUUAGCUGAUCGAUUCUUUACAUAUCCACGAGGGAUUAUUGAAAAAGUAUUGGUAAAAGUUGAUAAAUUUAUCUUCCCAGUUGACUUCGUGGUUUCGGAUAUAGAAAAAGAUCAAGAGAUUCCACUAAUUCUAGGUAGACCAUUCUUAACAACUGGAAAAGCUCUAAUUGAUGUACAAGGAGGACAGUUGACUUUGAAAGUAAAUGAAGAAAAAGUGAUGUUCAAUAUCUACCAGGUAAUGAAAUUUUUGGAUGAUACCAACACUUGUCAUAGAACUGACUUCAUUGACUCUGUAGUAAAAGAGGAAAGUAUAUUUAUCGAGGACCCCUUGAAGCAUUGUAUGAUAAUUAGUGCAACAUGA
Messenger RNA from Olea europaea var. sylvestris, 570 nucleotides. RefSeq lists its product as uncharacterized. Lineage: Eukaryota; Viridiplantae; Streptophyta; Magnoliopsida; Lamiales; Oleaceae. The record is from RefSeq and is a predicted model, not a curated record. The transcript has a single exon. Bases 1 to 570 code for a protein of 189 amino acids.